Messenger RNA from Xenopus laevis (African clawed frog), 2422 nucleotides. It is a transcript of the gene xilr2.L, whose product is annotated as Ig-like receptor 2 L homeolog. The transcript is spliced from 7 exons. Gene Ontology annotation, biological process: immune response-regulating signaling pathway. The record is from RefSeq and is a predicted model, not a curated record. NCBI's taxonomy places the organism in Eukaryota, Metazoa, Chordata, Amphibia, Anura, Pipidae. Bases 743 to 1873 code for a protein of 376 amino acids.
GUUCCCUGGAGGAAGUUUUGUUGUCAGCACCCAUUGUGAUCCAGGAGUACAACAGUCAGCCAACUUGAUAAGGAGAAAGCCACAGUGUGGAGAGAAGCAAUGUUCUUUGUCAACUGUUAUUAACCCUUGUGCUACCAGUUUAAGGAACUUUGGGAGUUAUAAAACAGACAUUAUCCUGCUAGUCCAUUGGAGGGUGAGACAUAUUGUGCAAGGAGAGCUGACAGCAUUGCUGCACACUUCCAACAACACCAGAGGGAGCACCAGCUAUACCCUUACCAAGGGACACAUCACCAGUUCUUUUAUUGCGGUCACAUCAGGGAGAUAAUCCAGUUGGACCGUUGAGCAGCAACAUAAGGUUCCCUUCACAAGUUUCUAUGAAGGUGUUACUGACUCAACUUGUAGAUACAGCCUUGCCUCAGUUGCUGCUGUAUCUAGAACCAAAAAGGAGGCACAACCUUGCAUCCGAGGGGUACUACAGAAGUUUGGAAAGAAUACCAGAAUACUGGCACCAUAAUGCAUUGCCCGUUCAACUCAGUCAUAUGUUUCCUCCAGCUGGAAAGUUCCAAGCUCAAAAGAUGUGUGCCACCAGCCUAAAGAUGUUGUCCUAGCUGGUAUACAACCAAAGAGGAAGCAAGGCUUAUUAAAAAAAACUUGUAGUUUCAGAUUGAGUGGAUGUGAAAGUUCCUUAUAAGAAAACACGGGGGCAAGAUCACAUCACAGCAAGAAAUCAGCAGGACUCAUCAUGAGACCGUUCAGUAUGUUAAUGUUUAUGACAAUAUGUCUUCUAUUGAUCAUGGGACAGCCAGCAAUAAGUGAAGGUCUUCCUCAACCAACCUUAUCGGUAAUCACAAAUGAUCCUGAUGAUGUGAUUAUGGAGGGCGACACAAUCAGCUUUUUCUGUGAAACCACAUACGGGAACGCAAAGAGGUUCUUUUUAACAAGUCUCGGCACUAAUGAGACAAAAGAGCAGAGUGGAUCACAGUUUACUAUCAGCCAAAUCACCAGUUACUAUUCUGGAGCACACACGUGUAAAUACUGUGACCAGUCUUCAUGCUCGGAGCCUAGUGACCCUGAACACAUCUAUGUUCGAGACACAUUCCCAGAGCCAAUCAUUUCUGUGCAACCACGCAAAAUUGUCCACUCUGGAGAAAGAAUGACAAUCACAUGCAGUGCUCACUUCGACAAUAUCAUCUUUUUCAUCUACAAAGACAAUGAGUUAGUUAUGGAAGCCGCUGCCAGCAGGAAUACAACUUCAUAUGAAAUACAAAGCAUGGCAAAGCAAAAUGCUGGUCAGUACAUGUGCUGGUAUAAGAAAACAACAAACAACAGGCUGAUUCAGUCUCACCCGAGUGACCCCCUGAUGAUACGGAUUAAAGACCUGCCCAAACCUACAGUUGAUGUGGAAAUUCCUAAAGCAGAAGUUACAAGUGUCAGAAUUAACUGCACAGUUCUGGGUACAAACAGGAAGUUGUGGUUCCAGUUAUUAAGGGAAGAUAAAACAGUUGAACAGGAAGUAGAGGACACAGAACAAACCAAAGUGACAUUCACAAUCAUGGAUCGGAAUGAAAAAUAUUACUGCAUUUACCGGAUACGCAUUGGUACUGACUUUGCUGACUCUGAAUUAAGUGACAUGAUAUUCCUGGGAAAAGGGCUAGCUGAUUAUACCAUGGGCAACUGUUUCCAUGUAGUUCUCUCUGCCAUCCUCCUUAUAGCCACUGGCCUCAUUCUCUUCAACCACAUCAGACAAAAACAGAAUCGCAGAGAACCUGUCCCUGACCUGCCCGCUGCCCGACUCCUGAUUGUCAAAGAGUCAGAGGAACUGGAAAUGGAGAUCCAGCGGGAACCUGCUAAGGAAAACGAAUAUAAAGACUGACAUCUUCAUUUUCAAUCUGUUAAACACAAUGGAUCUCAUUUAUCAACACUUGCAAUAACCUAAUCAUAGAAUUGCUUUCAUUAUUCUGCCUGCAGAAGACUAAUGAUGUAAAAACAAAAAUUGAGAGUUUCUCCAAAAAAGAAUGAACCGAAAAUUACAAUAACUUUUAUUAGGCCAUUACAGAUGAAAGCCUAAUGUGUUUCUUGCCUUCGUCGUAUGAGUAAGUGUCCAAAUAGGCACGAAACGCAUCCUAAUAAAUGUUUUUGUAUUUUUAACCAUUUGCGGUUGAUUCUUGGUGGUAAAACUCACAAUUUUUGUUUUUGCCUCAUAUACAUGCACCCAUAGACUGGGAUGAACUGUGAGUAUUCUCUCUCUCUCUCUCUCGUUGUUAUUGUUUAUUUUUGUUAUUGGACUUUAAUAUACUUCGGUAUGGCUUACAUUUCCAUUGCCAUCUUGUACCAUUUUCUUUAAAUGUUGUAUGCAGAAGACUAAUUACAAUUAGCACUUGAUAUACUUAUUCUUCAUUAAAUAAGCGUUUUUUUUCUUUUA